CACAGAUUCAAAUGUACAGGUGUAACGACUGCAAUUACAAAACUAUAUACAAGAGUUAUAUUCAAAUACACCAACUGAAACAUAAGGAUCCUUCGCAAGUUCAAACGUACAGGUGUAAUGACUGUGAUUACAAAACUAAAUACAAGAAUGCUAUCAAACAGCAUCAACUGAAACAUACAGAUCCUUCGCAGAUUCAAAUGUAUAGUUGUAAUGACUGCAAUUUCAGAACUACGUACAAGAAUGUUAUGAAACGGCACGAAUUGAAACAUAAAGAUCCGUCGCAAGUUCAAACAUACAGGUGUAACAAAUGUGAUUACGAAACUAUAUACAGACGUUAUAUUAACAGUCACCAACUGAAACAUAAGGAUGCUUCGCAAGUUCAAAUGUACAAGUGUAAUGACUGCGAUUAUGAAACUAAAUACAAAGGUCAUAUCAGAACGCAUCAGCUGAUACAUAAAGAUCCUUCGCAAAUUCAAAUGUACAGUUGCAACGAUUGCGAUUAUAAAAGUAAACACAAGAGGAAUAUCAAACGGCACCAAGUGAUGCAUAAAGAUCCAUCGCAGGUUCAAACAUACAGGUGUAACAAAUGUGAUUACAAAACUAUACACAGACGUAAUAUUAAAGCGCACAAACUGAAACAUAAGGAUCCCUCGCAGGUUCAAAUGUACAAGUGUAACAACUGUGAUUAUGAAACUAAAUACAAGAGCAAUAUCAAACAUCACAUGUUGAAGCAUAAAGAUUUCUUGAAGGUUUAAACAUACAGAUGUAAUGACUUCAAUUUUGAACCCAAAUAAUGGAGAUAUAUCAUGUGUUAAAGCAUAGAGAGCCUUCUCGAAUGCAAAUUUACCUUUGUGAUCUGUGUGGUUUGGUAAUUAAGGUUUGCAGGUGUGAAUUACUGCCCAUCGAUAUGCAAAAUACGGUCAAGAAUGGAACUGUUUAAGAGCUAUAAGACACCGAUCGUAAAUAUUGGAAUAAGAUGUAAAACAUAAAGCCUGCUUUGAAAAAAUUGGUUGAAACACGAAAAUUUCACUGAAACAAGAGGACUGGCAACUGAUUUGUAGAAAUGGCUAAUACCUGGUUAUGAACUGAAGAGUCCACACUUUUCCUAUUUCUCACAAUGCAACCAUCUACCGAUUGACAAACGGUUUAUAAUUUUGACUGAUUAUAUCAUGUUAAAUGUGUAUAUAUAUUUUAAACAACGAUAUUGUA
Molecule: messenger RNA, 1209 nt
Organism: Anoplophora glabripennis (Asian longhorned beetle)
Lineage: Eukaryota; Metazoa; Arthropoda; Insecta; Coleoptera; Cerambycidae
Product: zinc finger Y-chromosomal protein-like
Exons: 1
Coding region: 12-755 (247 amino acids)
Biological process (GO): regulation of transcription by RNA polymerase II
Cellular component (GO): nucleus
Molecular function (GO): RNA polymerase II transcription regulatory region sequence-specific DNA binding; DNA-binding transcription factor activity, RNA polymerase II-specific
Source: RefSeq, a predicted model, not a curated record